Messenger RNA from Etheostoma spectabile (orangethroat darter), 1330 nucleotides. RefSeq names its product proline rich Gla (G-carboxyglutamic acid) 4 (transmembrane) (gene prrg4). NCBI's taxonomy places the organism in Eukaryota, Metazoa, Chordata, Actinopteri, Perciformes, Percidae. Gene Ontology annotation, molecular function: calcium ion binding. The record is from RefSeq and is a predicted model, not a curated record. Bases 502 to 1152 code for a protein of 216 amino acids. Gene Ontology annotation, cellular component: plasma membrane; extracellular region. The transcript is spliced from 6 exons.
AUUGGUUGAGUCUGCUCAGGUAGUUCAGUAGGAGCCGAGACUACCUCUGUUGGGAGUAAACAAAACCUUUUUAACCUACCGGAAUUAUCUUGAGUUGCUCAGCGACUAGGCCUACCGCAGCUAUAAUUCACUGUAUUUUAGGCCUACUUAAAUGAUGAGCCGCGUCACACUUUUUCAAAGGAAGUUGCUGAACUCAGCUGUUGUUUCUGACUAUCGCUAAACGUUUCCUGGUUCAUCUUAUCAGCUUCGAGGCAAGUAACCUACCUACCUCCCCUUUAAGGUUUUAUGUUGUUUCUGUUGAACUCGGCAUUCAAGAGACUUUUCAUCAAAGGCAAAGUAGAAGUAGUCUACCUGGUGCCAGUUGGGGAAAGAAAAGUGCAUAGGUCUACAUAGGAUAGCCUAUGGUUUAAAGACGGUGGGUGUGUUGUUAAUGGUAGACUACACUCUGCCCUCAGUACUGCCAAUUAAUGCCCCACCCGCUCUCCGCGCGCAGGUGCACGCAUGACCAUGUUGUUUCAUCUGUUCAUACUCCUUCAACUCUUGCCAUGUGGAGAUCUGGCCUGUAUGAGGAGGUUACUGUCGGAACAUGAAGACCCAGAAGUGUUUUUAGAUGAUGGGGGAGCAAAUUCGUUCCUGGGUCGCCAUCUGCUGUUCAACCGGUUUGACUUUGAGAUUUUCGUUCCUGGAAAUCUGGAAAGGGAGUGUUUUGAAGAAGUCUGUAAUUACGAAGAAGCAAGGGAGGUCUUUGAAAACAUCCCGGCUACAGAGGAUUUUUGGAAGAAAUACACUGAAGAAAAGGACAAUCGCCCCUCACGGGUUGAUGUGACAUCUCUUUUGGUGGGACUGAUUGCUGGUGGAGUGGCCAUUGUUUUCGCUGGACUCCUGGUCUGGUAUUUAUGUCAUGGAAAAUGCAAAAACAGCCAUGCAAACUCCUCUCACAGCUCCGUUCGGGUACGACCGAAUAGGAGUAAUGCCUCUUUAAUAAUGAGACGGCUGGAGGAGGUGUCCUUACAACCUGUACCCCCACCCACAACGGAUGAAAUAGACCCCCCAGGUCUGCCUUCCUAUGAGCAGGCGAUCGCAAAAAGUGGACCACAUGACGCCCCACCUCCUCCGUACCCAGGCUCUCAACGUGGAAGUAUUCGUCGGUAGUAUCUUCAGGAAAAUACAUGUCUUUCAGCAUUAAGUAGACAAUUUACAACUAACAUUCACACUGCUGCUCUGCUUAGCAUUUUAUACCAAUUUUUUCAUCAUCACAAAAUUCAAAACACUUCCUUAUGCUUUCUGUUUAUUGCUCUGAUUAUAUUGAUCCACUCCUACAUUUAAUUUU